Arabidopsis lyrata subsp. lyrata is the source of this 1495-nucleotide messenger RNA. RefSeq names its product pentatricopeptide repeat-containing protein At4g04790, mitochondrial. Bases 139 to 1407 code for a protein of 422 amino acids. The record is from RefSeq and is a predicted model, not a curated record. NCBI's taxonomy places the organism in Eukaryota, Viridiplantae, Streptophyta, Magnoliopsida, Brassicales, Brassicaceae. The transcript is spliced from 7 exons.
AAAAAAGUAUUCCUAAAACCCUAGGCAUUUUUCAUUCCGUCACAAAAUUUCCUUGUUCAUCAAGUUUUCUUCUCUUCCUUCUAUCUCUCUCUGAUUGAGUCAACUUCUCUUUUCAUCUUCACCUCUUCGUCUCAUAAAAUGCUUCCGAUUCCAAAAAUGGCAGCAUCAAAGGCUAAAAGCCUAAGCAACCUCCUCGGCUUCGCGUUUAAAUAUCGUCAAAACUCAGCCUCAGCCACCGCGAAUCACGCCGGAAUUUCUUACAGAUCGGCUGAGAUUCCCCGGUGUCUUCACACUUAUUCAAACGACGAACCAGAGGAACCAAAAAUCGAAAUCGAAACGUGGAAUCAAGAUAUUGAAACUCUUCGAAGAUUGGGAGUAAUAGUGAGCGUAGAAAGUUGUAAAUCAGUCGCAAUAGAUAACAUAGAAGAGUCCAUAUUCCCCAACCCCAAUAGGAGAUUAUCAUUCAGAAUUAUACCGAGAAUAGAUGAAAACUCCGUUCUCUCUAGUGAAGGUCGAGAAAAACUCAUGAGUGUUUUCGAAUUUAUGAAGAAGCAAGGUCUCUCAAUAGAAGAAGAAAUGUAUAGUUCUGAUCUUUGUGAGUUAAUUAAUGAGCAUAGCAAAGAGGAGUUUCAGUUUCUUAUUAGAAAAAUCAAGGAGGCGUUUCCUGAUUCUUCAUCGGGACUUGGUUACUAUGAAAUGCUUUCAUGGAUUAAGAUUGACGACGAAGAAAAGAUUGAGGAGAUUUGUCGAAGAAUCAUCGACAGAUGGGACAGGCUAUCGAGCUUGGAAGUGAAUUAUCUGGAAGCAUUUUGUGUGACAUGUCUAUAUGAGUAUCUUCAAAGACUGUUAAAGACUGUUGACAUAACUAAAGCUACUUCGUUGGACCAAUUGACACCGAUAUUUGAAUAUCUUGGACGGUUGGAUUUGAUGAUUGAUGCUAAGAGGUUACUUGGGGAACUGAAAGGGACUGCAUGGGCUGAACAUAUUUCACACCUCAUUUUUAGCUACGCAACUAGCAGCGUCCACGAGAACGAGGAUAUACCUGGGAAGGCCAACGCAUUUGAGAUGUGUAGGGUCCUGCAUACAGAGGUCGGGUUUAAACCUUCCUUUGAAUUUUUUGAGAAGCUGAUCGCAUUUGAAUGUGACUCACAAGAUGAUCAUCAUUACUCACAACAUGAUCAUCGUAAGAUACCACUUGCAGCAAAAAUAGUAGAUGAAAUGAGGGAAAAUGGUUUGAUAGAAGACUCGGAGGACGGGCGUUAUUUUCACGACACCAUUGAGAAGAUUUAUGGGAUUGAUUGGCUACGUACUACAGAAGGUGUGAUCAAUGAUAUGGGGUCGAAAAAGUUUCAACUAAACAAGUUCAUCAGCAAGUUCUCAGAUUACAAGGUCGAAUCACGAUGGUGAAUAUAAAGAUCAAGGUUACUUCCUUUUGGUAAUCAUGUUAUUUUAGUUCAUAACAAUGCCAAGAUUCAUCGUAUAUGGUAUCUUGUGU